Messenger RNA from Mesorhabditis spiculigera, 1659 nucleotides. The record is from the annotation of a GenBank genome assembly. NCBI's taxonomy places the organism in Eukaryota, Metazoa, Nematoda, Chromadorea, Rhabditida, Rhabditidae.
AUGUUGCGCGGCCAGGGCGCACGCCUUCUACGCCGACCGCAGUUUUAUUGUGUAGCCAGAUGCACCGGCACGCAGCCACCGGACAAGCCGACCGUUUCCGCCACCGCACCACCGGAUCCGCUGAAGGCCUACACGGCGCUGGGCGGCGUGCGCGGGAAACCGGCCGUGAAAAAGGACAUAUGGCACUACAGCGAUCGGCGCAGCGGCAAGGGCUACUCCGAUUUUUCGACGACCAUCUACCCGCACGCGCGCGAAUAUAUUUGGCCGCCGUUGAGAAAGAUGAACAAAAUCGGAGCGUUGAUCAUCAUCGGCGGUCUCGUCUUUAUGGUCGUCGAUUUUGAGCGGGUAGUGCAAGUGUUCGACGAAAUCUCCGAAGGUAUCCUCAAGCCGCGCACAAACCCCGAGGCCAAGCAGCUCGAACCCGAUCAGGGCCCCGAUGCGAGCCUUGUCGUGCUAGAAGACGCUGCAGAAGACCAGGCUGAUGAAGAUGAACCUAGAAAACCCAAGAAAAAGGAUAAAAAGAAGAAAAUCGGAUUCCGCGAGCGUCGCAUCAUCCAGUACACCGAUCGGAUCAGGAAUUAUUCGACGCCCGACAAGGUCUUCCGAUAUUUCGCCACGCUGAAGGUGCCCUCAGACGAGAGCGGCAUCCACUACGAGGUCUACAUGACCCCUGAAGAUUUCGUCCGUUCCUUCACACCGGGCGUGAUGCAACCACCGAAAUAUGGCAUCGAUCGGUUCAAGGUCUACAGGCCUGAGAAAUACCACCAUCACAUCCAGGAUCGGUCUUCGAUCUUCUACAAGCUGGGCGAGACGGGUCUCAUCUCCUUCAGCGAUUACUUGUUCCUGAAGACGCUACUUUCCACGUCUCCAAAAGAUUUCGCGCUGGCCUUCAGCAUCUUUGACAUCAACGGAGAUGGGGCCCUCGACCGCGACGAGUUCUAUAAAAUCAAGAACCUGGUGAUGUCGCAGUCGUCAAUUGGCCUCCGCGAAAUGACGCCCGGCAUCUCUUCACACCAUCGUCAUCUCCAGCCCAAUUCCGCACUCGAGACGUACUUCUUCGGCCCCCACGGCACCCACAAGCUCUCCGCCGACAAGUUUUUGCAAUUCCAGGCCGAUCUGCACCGCGACAUCCUGAAAAUGGAAUUCGAGCGUCGCGAUUGUCUCGACGGGGAAGCUGGGAUAAUUUCGGAGCUGAGCUUUGCGCAGCUUCUCCUCCUGCAUGCAAAUAUUGAUGAGAAGAAGAUGAAGGGAAUGCUGAAGAGGGUACGCAAGAAAUAUCAAGAUGGACCCGGCAUCACGUUCGAGGAGGUGGUGUCCCUGUUCGCGUUGUUGUACCACAUCGAAGAGGUGGACAUGGCCCUCCAUUUCCAUCGAAUGGCCGGCGUCCCCAUUGAUGCAAACAUGUUGCAGCACGUCGCCAGGAAGGUGACGAACGUGGAAUUGACUGAGCACGUCGUCGACGUCGUCAUCACGCUUUUCGACGAGAAUAUGGACGGCAAGCUGUCGAAUCGUGAAUUCGUGGCCGUGAUGCGGAGACGGAUGCGCAGAGGGCUCGAGCAUCCCAGGGACACGGGCGUGUUCCGUCUGGCCGAGGCCGUGGUGGAAUGCAGUCGACGGGCCAUCUUCGACGCUCCACUUCCGCUCUACCAAUUGCGACAC